UCUUUACACUUGAACUUAUAUUCUCUAUAAAUCAUUCGUUUUUUCACAUUAAUACUCUAUUUGAAUUUAUUUUUAUUUUUUUUGUUGUUUUUUUUUAAAAACAAUGACAAUUGAUUUUUAUUUUUUCCCCGUAAGUCCACCGUGUCGGACUAUUAUGAUGAUUGGAAAAGCAUUAGGAAUUCAUUUUAAUUAUAUUGAAGUGUGUCCAAUGAAAGGCGAUCAUAUGAAAGCGGAAUUUGUAAAGAUUAAUCCCCAACAUUCAAUACCUACAAUUAAUGAUAAUGGACUAAUUUUUUGCGAAAGUCGAGCAAUUAUGGGAUAUUUAGUUAAUAGAUAUGCAAAAAAUGAUGCAUUGUAUCCAAAAGAUCCUCAAAAAAAAGGCAUUAUUGAUCAAAUAUUGUAUUUUGAUGUUGGUACACUCUAUGAUCUAUUUUACAAAUGUUAUAUAGUGGUUGCUUUUGGAGUACAAAAUGAAGCUGCAGAAGAAGAUGUUCAGGCACUUGAAAGAGCUUUUGAAACUUUAAAUAUUUUUCUUCAAGGCAAUGAGUAUGUAGCAGGGACUGAUUUAACAAUUGCUGAUUUUUCUAUUAUUACUUCCGUUUCUUCAAUUAUCGAAUGCGGUUUCGAUAUAAGUGCAUAUGAAAAUGUUAAUGAAUGGUACGAAAGAUGUAGUAAAAAUUUGGAAAAAUUUGGAUUUGAAGAAAUUAAUUUAAAUGGAGCAAGAGUUAUUGCUGAAAUGUAUAAAUCGCAUUGCACCGAAUAAUUUUCUUUCUCAAAAAAAAAAAAAAAAAAAAAAAAAAAAAAUACCACCUCUUGUUACAGAAAAAAUUAUUUAUUGUCGCGUUUAAUUUUUAAUAUAAAUAGUAAAUUGCUAUUGACUUUUAUUUUAUUAAUCAGAAAACAGCUUGUUAAACCGAAUACUUUAGUAAAUAAAUAUAAAUAAGUAAAUAUAAUUAAAUUUUUUUAAGAUUUUUUCUGGGGAAAAAAGAUAAAAAAAAAAGAUUUACUACGGAAAUCUCUAUCAAUUGAAUCUAGAACCUUCAAAUAGCUCAAGGUUUACAUUAUUCAAUGUGAUACUUUCACUGACUGUCGAUUCAAUAAAAAUUUGCAUCAUAAAUUUUAAACAAUUGUAAAUAAUAUUGAAAAAAAUACAAAAAGGUUUUUUUUUUAUGUGAAAAUAAAUUAUAAGUACUUUUAAACAUUUUUUUUUUUCUAAGAAUUUGUCAAUUAAAAAUUAUUUAAUAAUUUAAUAUUAAUUCUAUAAGACG
Molecule: messenger RNA, 1268 nt
Organism: Leptopilina boulardi
Lineage: Eukaryota; Metazoa; Arthropoda; Insecta; Hymenoptera; Figitidae
Product: glutathione S-transferase 1-1-like
Exons: 5
Coding region: 104-763 (219 amino acids)
Biological process (GO): glutathione metabolic process
Molecular function (GO): glutathione transferase activity
Source: RefSeq, a predicted model, not a curated record